This is a messenger RNA of Centruroides sculpturatus (bark scorpion), 2107 nucleotides long. Its product is annotated as choline O-acetyltransferase-like. The transcript is spliced from 15 exons. Bases 20 to 1999 code for a protein of 659 amino acids. The record is from RefSeq and is a predicted model, not a curated record. Gene Ontology annotation, cellular component: cytoplasm; neuron projection. Gene Ontology annotation, molecular function: choline O-acetyltransferase activity. Gene Ontology annotation, biological process: acetylcholine biosynthetic process; neuromuscular synaptic transmission. NCBI's taxonomy places the organism in Eukaryota, Metazoa, Arthropoda, Arachnida, Scorpiones, Buthidae.
AUUAUGUCAAAAAUACAGUAUGUAUUAUCAACGCAUUAUUGUGCAACAACCGACUGGCAUUGUUUCAACUUUAACAAAAGUCUUCGGCAAAUUAACGAGUUGCGGUUCAAACUUUUUCGGCAGAAACAAAGUGAAAAUGACUGAAAUGAAAGAAACCGAAUUGCCAAAGCCGUCGGUUCCCGAGCUUUCUGUCACUCUAAAGAGAUUCUUGGAAGGAAUCAAAGCAAUUGUCUCCAAUGACAAAUACGAGGAAGCUCGAAGAUUGAUCGAAGAACAUCAAAAGUCGGGAGAAAUGCAAAAGCUGCAGGGGUUCUUGAAGAAAUAUGCAGAAAACAAUGAAAAUUAUGUGACCGGAUUCUGGCUGAACGAUAUGUAUUUGAAAAAUCCUUUGCCUCUCCCCAUCAACUCCAAUCCGUUUUUCCUGCUGCCCAAGCGGGAAUUCAAAACGGAUGACGACAGAUUUCGAUUCAUAGCGAAAUUUAUCAUCUUCUCGCUUACGUUCAAGCAAAGAAUUGACAGUGGUCAAUUAAUGCAGGAAUUUGCCGGAGGACAAGGGAGAGGAAAUGCACUUUCCAUGGCCACGUAUCAUCACUUCUUCGCAGCUUACAGAAGACCGGGCAAGAGUAAAGACGAGCAGAUUUUAAGUGUAGGCGGCAGACAUAUCAUUGUGAUCUGCAACAAUCAGCUAUUUGUGUUGAUGAUACCUGGUAGAAUUGCUCUUCCGAGUGAAAAAGCCCUGGUAGAAAAACUCCAGAAAAUCGAUACUCUCAGUAAGCUGGAGCCACACUACCCACCAGUGGGGAUUCUCACGGCUCUCGAUCGAAGAGAAUGGGCAAGAAUAAGAGAACAAAUGAUCGAAAAUGAAAAUAAUAAAGAAUCCAUUCAGGAUAUUGAAAAUUGCCUGUUUGUAGUGUGCAUGGACGAAUCGAACGAAGGGGUGUGGAAACAAACGAGAUCGAAAUGCUUUUCGGUCCAGAAAUUGGAAGAGAUGGCCCAUCACAUCCUUCACGGCAAUAAAAGUGAACAUUCCACCGGUAACAGAUGGUUCGAUAAAUUUAUUCAGUUUAUCGUGACCAAAAAUGGUGUGAACGGAAUUGUGAUCGAACAUUCGGUGUCGGAAGGGAUUACCGUUUUAAGAUUCUGUGAAGAAUUCCUGGACUUUUUAGAAAAGGAUCAGCCGAAGAGAUCGUCCGACGAUCUAUUGACAGUCAGAAGACUAAUUUGGGACCUGAAUGAACCUCUCGUAAAAGAGAUCAAAAAUGCAUCGGUCGUCACAAACGUAUUAAUCGACACGCUGGAACUCAAUGUUUUUAUAUUUGACAAUUACGGCAAAGGUUUUCCGAAGAAACUAAAAAUCAGUCCCGAUGUGUUCAUUCAGUUGUGCUUGCAGUUGACAUACUUCAGAACGCAUGGCCAAAUGACGGCCACUUACGAAAGUGGGGCUUUAAGGAAAUUCAGAUUCGGUCGCAUCGACAACAUCCGCGCUUCCAGCCAAGAGGCUUUGGAUUUCUCAAAGUCCAUGUUAGAUUCCUCCCCGAGUCAGGCAGAAAAAUGGGAUAAAUUUCAAAAUGCCGUGAAAAAGCAAAACGAAAUCCUUCUCUACACAAUCAACGGAGAAGGACCGGAUAACCAUCUUUUGUGUUUAAAAGAAAUGGCUGCACUGCACGGUUUAGAAGAACCGGCACUUUAUCAGACAGAUUUUUACAAAGAGUUCGUGAAUUUCCGUUUAUCCACCAGUCAGCUUCCGACGACGUACGACAUCAAAGUUGGAUACGGUCCCGUGGUGCCCGACGGAUACGGUUGUUCGUACAAUCCGGAAGAGAGUCGUAUCGUCUUUUGCAUUUCUUCGUUCAAAAACGACCCCUCCACGGACUCGGAGAAGUUUGCACAGAAUCUGCGAUUGAGUUUGAUGGAGUUGAAGGAGCUUUGCGAGAGUGCUCGAACUGCAGUUUCCACCAGCUUACCGACAAAGGCUGCAGUUAAAACUGAAGCAAAAUAAAUUGAAUGAAGAAUCUUUUAGGCCAUUCGGAUAUUUUCGGCUUCAAAAUUUUUGAAUUGAGAAAAAGUUAUUUAAUUAAUAAUGAUUAAAAAUUCAUUUAAUACAUUU